This is a messenger RNA of Saccostrea cuccullata (small rock oyster), 556 nucleotides long. RefSeq lists its product as uncharacterized. The transcript has 4 exons. NCBI's taxonomy places the organism in Eukaryota, Metazoa, Mollusca, Bivalvia, Ostreida, Ostreidae. The record is from RefSeq and is a predicted model, not a curated record. The coding region runs from base 41 to 556 and encodes 171 amino acids.
AACAAAGGGGACCGACGUGAAAGGUGUAAACACAGAAAAAAUGUUGCAAAUACGCGACGAAAACGGGAAGUUUUUUGCGGAGCCAAGACACGACGAAGAAGUACAGCAUGGUAAUAUUCAUCUAGAUCAUGCAUAUACGUCAGGUAGUGCUACAGCCUGUUCACAAAUGAGAGGCAUGGGUGAUUAUCCAUCUGAUAGAGAGACACUCUCUGAGUCUGAAUCUGAUUCUGAUACAACAUCUGCCUUCGAAUCUGACAAUGAAAGUGAUUUAUUGGAUGACAAUGCCGAUGAAUCCGUCCCAGGAAUACCCCUUUUUGGCAGACACAUAGUGGAGUUGCAAGUGUUGGGCAAUCAACUGAAGAAAGGGUGCAUCAUGUGUGGAGAGAAAUUGCAACUUUCAUCAUGUAUUGGAGAAGGAAGAUAUGGAUUAGGCAGUAUGCUUCACAUCAAGUGUCUUGCUUGCCAAAAAUUGAAUAAAAUUCCAACUGGAAAGAGACGUCAAAAUGGAGUAUGGGAUAUAAACUCAAAACUGGGAGCUGAAUGUCGACUUCGCUGA